Molecule: messenger RNA, 379 nt
Organism: Nestor notabilis (Kea)
Lineage: Eukaryota; Metazoa; Chordata; Aves; Psittaciformes; Psittacidae
Gene: PLA2G1B
Product: phospholipase A2, group IB (pancreas)
Exons: 4
Biological process (GO): fatty acid biosynthetic process; phospholipid metabolic process; arachidonate secretion
Molecular function (GO): signaling receptor binding; phospholipid binding; calcium ion binding
Source: RefSeq, a predicted model, not a curated record
AUGAAGUCCCUGGUCCUGCUCCUCGUGGUGUCUGUGGGUGCAGCCAGCGGUGCCGGCUUAUCCCGGGCCGUGUGGCAGUUCCGCAACAUGAUCAAGUGCACCAUGCCGAACAGCUAUCCCCUGCUGGAAUAUGCUGACUAUGGCUGCUACUGCGGCUUGGGAGGCAGCGGGACACCGGUGGAUGACCUUGACAGGUGCUGUCAAACACACGAUAACUGCUACUCGCAGGCAAAGAAGCUAGAAUCAUGCAGAUUCCUUGUGAACAACCCCUACACAAACUCAUACAGCUUCAGCUGUUCCGAAGGGCAGAUUACAUGUAAAAGCAGCAACAACGAGUGCGAGAUGUUCAUCUGCAAAUGCGACCGCACCGCCGCCAUGU